This is a messenger RNA of Lolium rigidum, 1536 nucleotides long. RefSeq names its product B3 domain-containing protein Os06g0194400-like. Gene Ontology annotation, molecular function: DNA binding. Lineage: Eukaryota; Viridiplantae; Streptophyta; Magnoliopsida; Poales; Poaceae. The record is from RefSeq and is a predicted model, not a curated record.
UCUGUUUGUUUGUAGCCCUUUUCUUACUUCGUUGAUGUGUGCAACCUUGCCGGUUAAUCAGAAAUGAUGUUUUGUCUAUUGAGAUUGAAUUUGUAUUGGUUAUUUGUUGCAUGAGUAACUGAAGGCUGGUGUGCUGCAUCUGUUUCAUUCAGUACUUACGAUGGUUCCCCAAUUCCUUCAGUUGUUGAUAGUUCUACUCGAAAUCCCCAUUUCAUUUUCCUCCUCCAAACAGCCGAAAGAACAACUAAAGCAGCAGAGGAAAAGCGAGGUGAGGAAAAUGGAUGAGGUGAACUCGUACGAGGAGCAGCGCAGGAGGCAGAUCGAGCAGAACAAGCGCAAGCUGGAUGAGCUGCGGGUGCACAAGCUCUCCGCCGCCGUCCGCCAGGCCGCCGCCAAGCCCAUGCCAGACAAGCUGCUGAUGCCUCGGAAUCCGAGGCUGGACGCCCCAACCCGGCGGUCUGGCCGCAUCGCCAGCCUCCCAGAGCAGCCCGACUACCGCAUUAGGAAGGCGAAUGGCGAUGUAAAGACCGAAUCACCUGAUCCAGUUCCAGUGUACGCGACCAACGAAGAGAGAGCCUAUGCUGUUGCCAAGGCCGAACAGCUCAAGGCCCAGCUGGGCUCGGACCACCCAGCCUUCAUCAAGCCUAUGUCCCACAGUUCCGCCACCAAAUCGGGAACGCUGACUAUCCCAGUGCACUUCAAGCAGUAUCUCCCCGUGCAUGAUGAGGUGAUGGCUCUGGUGGAUGAGGUGAAUAAGGAGUUUGACAUGCUCUACCAUGUCACGUACACAUCAUAAGUACUGGGGGGUUAUCUUAACGGGUGGAGAGCAUUUUGUGCUCACCAAGAGCUGGCUGAUGGUGACUGCUUGGUGUUCCAGCUGAUAGAGAGGAGAAAAUUCAAGGUUUAUAUAGUUAGAGCGAGUUCUUACAACAACAAUCACCACUGAUGGUGCGAUCUUCCGGCAUUGCUAGCGCAGAAGGUGUAUGCGUAUUUUCAAUUGGGAUGGGCAGCUAGGAACUUGGCCUCGCUGCUUUUUUGGGGAAUUUGGAGGGUUACGGCUCUCAGCCUAAGGAGACGAACAUGAGCAUUCGUUACUUCGGUCAAAGUGGUACCCAAGAUGAAACGCUUUGAUGAACCAGUUGAUUGCUCUGUUGGGAAAACUGAGCCUUGUGGUUGUUGUUGUUGGUUAACAAACUUGUUAUGUUAGUAGUUGUUUUAGUACCAAUGUUUGUAGUUUAGAUGUCCACGUUUCCUUGUACGGUGGCGGUCAGAUGUUAUGAACAUUGAGAAUCUGCGGAAUCUGCAGCAAGGGCGCGUUUGGUAGGCUGGUCCAGAUUUGUGCACCACUGGCGCAGCGAGACGGGUGUCCCUGCGUGUCACGAACGAGCCACGGGCGACUUUUGGCCCAUUGUUUGACAUUCUGUGCUGCAUCGGCACGAACACAAGUGCAGAUUGUUUGGAUAUGUUCCAUCACAUGUAUUUGGUUGCCAUUUUGGGCACCCUGAUAAAAGCUUCUCCUCACCAAUAUGGUGACCU